UUUUCCUUGUGAAAUAUUAUACUUCUUCCAUAUCAAUGAGUGCUUAUACCCCACAUUUGGCUCCAUCACACUGAACUUCUCCCUCAAUAAAUACCCUUCUAGGAGGCGUGUGUCCUCCACAAUUCUCCAUCUUUCCUUCAUUAAUUGCCUUCAUUUUCUUCACCAUUCUCAUUCCUUUUCUCAUGGAGACCACCAACGGAACAUCUUUCAAUAACCAAAAGUUCACUAUUCCGGUGGUGAAUGAUGUUGAGCAACAAACAAGCAUGGAACUUGAAGCAAAAGACGACUUCAAUUACUCAAAACGAUCACAAUGGCUACGAGCUGCAGUCCUAGGCGCCAACGAUGGACUUGUCUCCACUGCAUCACUGAUGAUGGGUGUUGGUGCAGUAAAACAAGACAUUAAGGCCAUGAUACUAACCGGUUUUGCCGGUCUGGUAGCUGGGGCUUGCAGCAUGGCCAUAGGUGAGUUUGUUUCUGUGUAUUCACAGUUAGAUAUUGAGCUGGCGCAGAUGAAAAGGGACAAGCAAAGAGGUGAAAAUAGAGAAACAGAAGCAGAAGAAGAUGGAAAAGAAGGAGAAAAGGAGUCGUUACCAAACCCUUUGCAAGCAGCUGCAGCCUCGGCUCUUUCAUUUUCAGUGGGGGCAAUGGUGCCAUUGCUAGCUGCAUCUUUUAUAAGGGAGUAUAAGGUGAGGCUAGGUGUAGUGAUUGGAGCAGUGACCUUGGCUUUGUUGGUGUUCGGAUGGUUGGGGGCUGUGUUAGGGAAGGCUCCAACGGUGAGGUCUGCAGUUAGGGUGUUGGUUGGCGGGUGGCUGGCUAUGGCUAUCACCUUCGGCUUAACCAAGUUGAUUGGAUCAAGUGGGCUUUGAGCAUCCUCUUUCCAUGCCUUUAGGCUAAUGUGAGUCACGGAACUGUUACCAUGUUGCUUUUGUCUGAUAUAUUUUCCUACGUUGAUAUUUCCCAGGACGCAAUAUAUGCAUGGGAAGAUGGGUUACUCUAUAUAUUGACAAUAUAUUCAGAAAGGGUACUUAAGUAGAAUUGUUCAUGUAAUAUCUAAGUAUCUCCAUUUAACUUAAAUAAGUAUAUAAAUAACUUCCUUAUAAGAUGA
Molecule: messenger RNA, 1105 nt
Organism: Theobroma cacao (cacao)
Lineage: Eukaryota; Viridiplantae; Streptophyta; Magnoliopsida; Malvales; Malvaceae
Product: vacuolar iron transporter homolog 4-like
Biological process (GO): intracellular manganese ion homeostasis
Molecular function (GO): manganese ion transmembrane transporter activity
Source: RefSeq, a predicted model, not a curated record